Ricinus communis (castor bean) is the source of this 1687-nucleotide messenger RNA. RefSeq names its product acetylornithine deacetylase. Lineage: Eukaryota; Viridiplantae; Streptophyta; Magnoliopsida; Malpighiales; Euphorbiaceae. Gene Ontology annotation, molecular function: hydrolase activity. The record is from RefSeq and is a predicted model, not a curated record. Bases 172 to 1479 code for a protein of 435 amino acids. The transcript has 10 exons.
CAAUUCACUCAAAUUCUCAAAAAAGAAAAAAAGAAAAAGGAAUCCAAUUCAGUAGCAGCACGCAGCAGAGUAACCGAAUAUUUUAUCUUUCACUUUCACUGCAUUAUAAGAAUCCAGUCCAUCUAGUAGGCAAAAGUAGCAUCCUUUACUGAACAUAUCCUCUCUCUUUCCAUGGCUAACGUCGAAGAAAUCCUAGGAGAACUGGACAAGGAGUCAUUUGUUACCCUCUUGAGAAAGAUCAUAGGAGAGUCGAAACAUGUCCAAAACAACCCACCUGAGCUGAUCCCAGAAGAGGACAGGGUGGUGAAGCAUGUCUUGGAUUCUCUCCUCCCUUACAGCACCACCUCUGGAGGAGGUCCCUUGAUUGUGAAUCAUGUCUCUUAUUUCCCCGGUCGAGGCAAUCUUAUUGUUGAGUAUCCUGGCACUGAGCCUGGAAAGAUCCUGUCAUUUGUUGGCAUGCAUAUGGAUGUUGUCACUGCUAACCCCAACGAUUGGGAGUUUGAUCCAUUCUCAUUGACCAUCAAUGGGGAUAAACUUUGUGGCCGUGGAACUACUGAUUGUUUGGGACAUGUUGCUGUUGUGACAGAACUCAUGAAGAUGUUGGCCGAGAAAAAGCCUAAAUUGAAAUCAACAGUAGUUGCUGUCUUCAUAGCUAAUGAAGAGAAUUCUGCCAUAACAGGAGUCGGUGUGGAUGCGCUUGUGCAAGAUGGGCUGCUUGAUAAGCUGAAAGGAGGACCUCUAUUCUGGAUUGAUACGGCUGAUAAACAACCUUGCAUUGGUACUGGUGGUAUGAUACCUUGGAAACUUCAUGUGACAGGGAAGCUUUUUCACAGUGGUUUAGCACAUAAGGCUAUAAAUGCCUUGGAGCUAGCCAUGGAUGCACUUCAAGAGAUGCAAUCACGCUUUUACAAGGACUUUCCUCCUCAUCCAAGAGAGCAGGUCUAUGGAUUUGCAACGGCAUCAACUAUGAAACCAACUCAAUGGAGUUAUCCUGGAGGAGGGAUCAACCAAAUUCCUGGGGAGUGUACAAUUUCAGGAGAUGUCAGGUUAACUCCCUUCUACAAUCUAGUAGACGUGAAGAAUAUGCUACAAGAGUAUGUGGAUGACAUAAAUGAGAACAUAGAGAAGUUAGGUACAAGAGGUCCAGUUUCAAAAUAUGUUCUACCUGACGAAAACCUGAGAGGGAGCAUUACUCUGACCUUUGAAGAGGCGAUGUCUGGAGUGGCAUGUAAUCUUGAUUCUCGUGGCUUUCAUGUAUUGUGUAAGGCAACUGAAAAAGUCGUUGGUCAUGUAAAGCCAUACUCGAUCACUGGGAGUUUGCCACUGAUUCGGGAGUUGCAAGAGGAAGGCUUUGAUGUUCAAACUGCUGGCUAUGGUUUAAUGGCUACAUACCAUGCCAAGAAUGAGUACUGCCUGCUUUCUGAUAUGUGCCAAGGCUACCGAGUUUUUGUUAGCAUCAUCUCUCAGUUAGAAGAUUGAUCAUAAACAUCACUUAACGCCCAGAUUAUCCCCACUAGAUUACCUCAUGAACAUGUUAUUUAUAGACGCAAACAAUUGCUGAUAAGGGAUGCUAAUCUACUCCUAAUAAAAGGCUUAAGAUUGGUCAUGUUUCACUCUUGUGCUAUACAAGUUACCGUCCAGAACUUCAAACUUGAUCUUAUAAUAUAUAUAUUUUUUGGCAGUUCAA